UUAUUUCAUAAAAAUACUUCGCAAUGUGUCACCGAUUGAUAGACUCGUGCAAUUGCUAUCACUUAGCAUCUCACUGAAGUCACAACGCGAGAAUGAUGUGGACAUGUUGCGUUGUGCGAUACAAAUUAUUGGUCACGUACAGCAAACAAACAUAAUGGACUCUAGGUUUUGAGGCUUUCUGUGGAUCUUCUGAGUUGAGCAAACACUCGGGUACAAAGCGCGACAGGUCCUGGAUAAAAGAGCAGGAAGCACUGUGGUCGCCCACGUCUUUUUGCACUUUCACCUGGAAGAAAGCAAUUUACCGUCGCUGUCGGAUCGUUCGCAUUGUUUUGGUGCGAGGCGGCGAAACACCUCUCGCAAGGCACGAGCGUCGUGUGCUUAGAAGGCGAGUUGCUUGGCCUUUCCGAACAGGUGCAACCAGCGUCACAGCACGCCCGCGUACGCGGCUCCUCCGGGCAGAAGCGCGCCGAGAAAUCGUGCGUAACGCCGGAGCAGCUGCGGGCUGCCCGUCACGUGGCCGCCUCCUCGACGUGCCUUUGUGUCGUCGUGGCGCGCAAGCUUCUCCCUGCCGCGGCAAGUGGCGCUUUCACACGGGUCAAAAUCGCUAUGUGACACGGAUGAGCGGUCUCUAAGGAUCGGGUCAACGACGUCGCGGCGUACCGCGCUGGAAUACUCCCUCGCGUCGACAGCAGCGACAAGCAUUUUGUUUACAUGGGCGCCGCAGACUCUACAAGCUUCCCGGCACCCACUGUGCGACGCUCCUUCGAAUCGAACAACUCCGGUUACGGCUCUGCUGGCAAAGUGCGAGCUUUUGUUGGGCGGCCGCACUGCAACUGCAUCGUGGAAUCACGAUAUAGGACGGCUUCACAUCCCGUUACCGGAUCCUGGUGACAUGUGCCACGUCAACAAGAUAUCGAGCCCUGGCAUAACAGCAUACACACGGGAUGAGCCGUGGAAGACGUCGACUCACGUGACCCUGCAGGAGGACUUAAAAAUGAAGCCAGCACCGUGCUACUCCAGCGGGCAACGCAGCAGCGAAAUGAGCAACAUGCUCAGGAGCACUUUUUUCUACGUAUUCCAGGUGCGGAGACCAGGAUAAAAAGUCUGUGGAAGUAUGAGCCCGGCGUGGCGCGAUGUCCCUGGUGAACCUGUUCGGCGGUCUUCGGCGGCUUCUGCGCCGGAGGCACGUGCACAUCGACAACUGCGUCUUCAGGCUCCACUGGCUGGUCACGUCGUCGCUGCUCGUCGCCUUCAGCCUGCUCGUCUCGGCGCGCCAGUAUGUGGGCGAUCCGAUCGAGUGUGUGCCGCCGACGAGCGACUUCCCGAUGGAUGUGCUCAACACGUACUGCUGGAUCCACUCAACCUUCACCAUGCCAACGGCGCUCGACAAGCGUGUCGGGCUGGACGUUCCGCACCCGGGUGUCGACAACUCGGGUGGUGCAGAACGCCGCUACACCGCCUACUACCAAUGGGUGGCCUUCACGCUGUUCUUACAGGCAGUGUUCUUCUACAUUCCAUACUAUCUGUGGAAAAACUGGGAAGGAGGCCUUCUCGAGGUCAUAACGAUGGGAAUGCACGUCGCCAUCAUGGAGGAGAAGGACCGCAGCCACAAGAAACGAGUGCUGACCGAAUACCUGCACAGGCACAUGCGCCACCACAGGCUGUACGCGCUCAAGUACAUAUUCUGCGAAUUUCUCAGCUUCGUCAACGUUGUCGGCCAGAUGUUCUUUAUGGACAAGUUUCUCGGUGGCGAGUUCUGGAACUAUGGCGUCCAGGUGGUCCGGUUCACUCUCACGGACCAAGAGGAAAGGCGCGACCCCAUGAUCUACGUCUUUCCGCGAAUGACUAAGUGCGUGUUCCACUCCUUCGGCUCAUCGGGAGACGUGCAGAGGCACGACUCCCUGUGCAUCUUGCCGCUGAACGCGGUGAACGAGAAAGUGUACGUUUUCCUCUGGUUCUGGUUCGUGACGUUAUUAGUGCUCACCACGGUGGUGUUUGUGGGCCGGCUCGUGAUCCUCGCGGUGCCCCUGUUGCGCUUCCAGGUGUUAAAGUCGAGGAGCCCGCUGCUAAACUCGGAAGACCUGCGGACAUUGGCGCAGUUCGCCGACGCUGGCGACGCCUUCCUUUUUUACAUGCUCGCACAGAAUCUCGACCCCCUGGUGUACAAGGAGGUGGUCGCAGAUCUGACGCUUGUUAUGAACCAAAAGUCAACCGAGGACAGAUUACCGCUCAACACGAUUUGAGUUGGCAAAAGAACUAAAAGGCGCCUCCGCACACCAGCCGCCUGCCCCAAGUUUUUUCUGCGCUCCGAGUUGGUGAGGACUGUACGAAGCAGGAGACAAACGGUGCAGGCAUCGUAUGAAUUACUGCCCAUUACCUCUACAAUCACACAUUAACAUUGAUUUUGUUGUAGUGAUUGUCACUAAUUUAUUCCAGCUCUUCCAGUUAAUUACAUAAUAUUGUAACGGGGAUGUCGCGAGUAUAGGAGAACUAUAUUUACAGUAUAUAUACAGGAAGAGUCAGAGCUGUUAAGAUGGCUGACCACCAACAACACGCAUCAUCCAGCCAGCGUCUCCGAUCUUCUUUUUCCUCUCUCUUCCUUCAUCCAUCGGUAACCAUAUUUUUAGAGUAUUUAGCUCAAUAUUUUUUUUUUCAUAUUAAAACUGCCUGAUCAUGAAUUUACGGUGCAUUUGUGGAAAGCGCCUGCUUUUUUUUUUCUUUGUAUGCAGCACUGCUGUGUUGAUUCUGGAGUGGUGCCAGUGUGUAAAAACAUCGCGCAAAGUAAAUUGCAACACUCCAGAUCUUGUGUCUGCACCGGGGAUUCUCUGAUAAUUGAGUACAGGAGAGAAAUGCUAGGAACCUAAUCAAAACAGCUGCUAAAGUAGCCAUCCGCGUAUACUGUCACGUGUUUUUCGACGUGUACAAGCACGUCUAGAUAUGCGGAAAGAAGAGCAAGCAGCAGGCAAACCUCACAGGGAACUGCCUAGCGCAGUUUUAUUUCUUGCGACACAGUUAUCACGUUCACUAUUAUUCUUCCAGGUUCAACUAUAUCGCGCCGAACCAACUUCCCUUGUUGUAUUGCGCUAAGCUAACAAAUGCGAAAGUAAACGUCGUUGGCGUUCUUAAUUUACCAAUUGCAAUGAACUUUCAAGACACCGAUUCCGAGUUCUUUUAGAAAAGAAAAAAUGGUUACAAAAAUGAAUCAGUGCUUUUUACGUGGGCUAUAAAUUUCACCAUGACAUUAUGAAUUCAAGCACAAGGACGUCUCAUGAGCAUGACAAUUGAUGCGCGAACUUUUAUAGUGUACAUAAUAUUAAGUAAACACGUAAGUGAGACUCUCCGAACAAUCGAGGAAGGGAGUGAGAAAAGUUCUACAUGGUCAUGCUGUGCAAAUCAAACUAAACAUGUAUCGACCAGGCAAUUCACUAUUUCGCAUUUUAAGAUUGUACACUCAGUCUGAGAGAAUGUUCAACCAACGCAAUGUUUACAACGAAAGCUACCCGGGUGUGAAGCAUGACUUCAAUUCUAAGCAUAUGCUACUUAGAAGUUUAAGUGCCAACCAUUAAACAUUAUUUGUGGCGCAUGAGUCUUAAGGAAAUUACUUGUCUUCGUUACACAAAAUCGCGACGCGAUAUGCAACGGCAAUAUAUAUUGUAAGAUAUAUUGUAACAUGGUGACUUGUAUUACGAUAAGUUCUCGUUAGAAAGGCAAACGCCAUCAGAUAUCGCGAUAAAAAAGCACACAAAAAGAUUGUUCAUUGUAGAAUGGUGGGUAAUGUUGUGCAGCAGUAAAAAAAUUCUAAAAUUAUACACAUUCUGUGAAAGAAUUCAGCCCGUUGUCAAGAUGAAGCCACUAUAAAAAGAAACAAAAUGGGGGAUGUAAUUCAAGAUCUACUAGGUGAAGCAUAUGUAGGCUAAUUUGUUCGGGGGUAAAAAUCAAGAUGGCGCACUGUUGUAAUGAACUAGAAUAACUGAGUAAAUAACUUAAGGCUUCAGCCACUCUUACAUUUAGGGUAGUUGUGGAUCUAUUAUGAGUUAGGUUAGCGGUGGCGAAAGAGGACGCAGUAAAGAAACUACUGGCCACAACGCAAUUGCGUCUAAACGCAAUAUUUUCCUUUCUUAAAAUAAAAUUUUAGCUUCCAGUUAGAUCUUGUGGUGAAGCUUCUUUCCCGUGUUCCCGACCGCGGUGCGACAAUAACAUUGUCGCAAGUUGCAUAAAACGGCUACAUAAACCACCAGGGAGAUCAUGCAGGAUCUUCGUGGUUUGAGUGUUGCAAGCACAAAUGUGGGCAUUAACAACAAUUAUAACCUAUCAAGGUUUGUACUGGUGAUGGAUGGCACAUCAUCCGAGCUGUUCGAUGCAGUUGAAACCCGAAGUUCUAAAAUUCUUAUAGUACGUACCUGCUGCUGCCGAAGAAACAAAUUUUCUUCUAAUGCUAACUGUCAUGCCAGAUGCAAGCAUUUUAAGGAAGCCUGCUUCAAGUGAUUCUUAGUGGCUUAUUCUCGCCAUGCCCAAAUUUUCGUUCACGCCCUAGUUGUGUGGCUUGAGCAGAAGAAAUGCUUAAUUACAGAAUAAUUAUCUUCAAAAUACAGUGUUAAGACCGUGGUAGUAUAUACGAAUAUAUUUCGGUGCUACAGAUCAAUAUUGAAAGCAAUCUUUAAUAUCAUAUAACAACUUAGUUUUGGACAUGAGAAAAAUAUAAAACUUGAUAUACAUUGCGAUUUACGUUUAGUGUGCAGCGGUGGCGUAGAGGUAGAACACCCGCCUCGCGUGCAAGAGGUCCGUGGUUCGAAUCCCGGUGCCGCGCAAUUUUCCACCGGAUUAAAAAAAAAAAAAAAAAAAAAUCCGCGUGUUGAUAAAAUUGCAUAAACAGGCCUGGAGUGUGGCCUGAUGCCGGUGACCAGAACCGGUAACACACUCCCUCACCAGAGCAGGAUUGGCCACCCUGGUGCAGUACUUGGCCACAGCCUCCUAUGAGAGUGAAAUAAUCAGAAGAAUAAGAAUGGGCUGGGGUGCGUUUGGCAGGCAUUCGCAGAUCAUGAACAGCAGGUUGCCAUUAUCCCUCAAGAGAAAAGUGUAUAACAGCUGUGUCUUACCAGUACUCACGUACGGGGCAGAAACCUGGAGGCUUACGAAAAGGGUUCUACUUAAAUUGAGGACGACGCAACGAGCUAUGGAAAGAAAAAUGAUAGGUGUAACGUUAAGGGAUAAGAAAAGAGCAGAUUGGGUGAGGGAACAAACGCGCGUUAAUGACAUCUUAGUUGAAAUCAAGAAAAAGAAAUGGGCAUGGGCAGGACAUGUAAUGAGAAGGCAAGAUAACCGAUGGUCAUUAAGGGUUACGGACUGGAUUCCGAGGGAAGGGAAGCGUAGCAGGGGGCGACAGAAAGUUAGGUGGGCAGAUGAGAUUAGGAAGUUUGGAGGGUCAACAUGGCCACAAUUAGUACAUGACCGGGGUAGUUGGAGAAGUAUGGGAGAGGCCUUUGCCCUGCAGUGGGCGUAAUCAGGCUGAUGAUGAUGAUGAUGAAUGCUUUCUUCUUUCAGAAACUAAGCCCAGCCAUCUUUAGUUUAUAAUGGUGACUUCGCCUUUUAUACCUUGGUGUAAAAAACAGCACACAUUUUUCGACCCUGUAUUUGCUACCAGACCAAUUAUUCUGUGGUGUAGAAAUAAGUGAUGUGUCUACACUCCUGCGCAUGGAAUCUGUUUCUUUGUGGCACAAAAGGCAACUUCCUAUAGGAUGUAGAAGGGUUGAAAUCCGGGCCAGUUGGUACGUACAAAAACCAGUCACAAAACACCAAGGACAAAAGGAGAGGUUCACACAACAACGUCAACAGGUCGCUCACGAUAGAUGCGAAACCUUGUCUUUCCACACUCUGUGAUUAGUGAUGCUGUGGUUGCGCAUGCACUGCUGGCCUUGCUGGGACUACGCCGUUUCUUAUAAAUCUCAGUUGAUAGUCCAGUCGUUGUGGUGUGAACCUCUCUUCUUGAUCUUUGUUUGUUGUGACUGGUUUUUUUCUUUAAAAUAUCGUAUGUAAUCCCUUUUGCAACAUAUCUAUGUGAAAUGUUCACGUCGUGAUUAUGAAAUUUGUUUCAAACAAGAACUUGAAUGCAGAUAAGGUUCAUCAUUGUUGCCUUCUUGAUCCCCCGUGGUAGCGUAGUGACUCUGGCGCUGCGCUGCUAAGCUCGAAGACGCGGGCUUGAAUCCCGGUCGCGGUGGCCGCAUUUCGAUGGGGGGCGAAAUGCAAGAACGGCUUUGUACAGUUAAUUGAGUGCACGUCAAAUAACAUCUGGUGGUCAGAAUGAUUUCCGAAUGCCCCCCCCCCCCCCUCCACCCCCUUACGCCAUGCCCCAUAUUCAUAUUGUGCUUUUGGCACGUAAACUCUCAGAAUCUAAUUUGGUUGCCUUCAUAUUGCUAGCUGAAGUAUAGAAAGCGUUCUUAAUUUGUUUCAGAACAAACACCUCACGAAAAACACAUUGGCCCGCAAGCUUCCUACAGAAUUUAGGCCUUAUUAGCAAUUGUAGCAUGCUGUUAAGCUAUUAGGAACCCUGCAACUAAGUAACCUGAUGGAAGGUAAUUUUGACGAUGUGCGACGAAUGAAACAGGUCAUAUUACGAUGCUAAACCUCGAUACACAUACAAUGCACAACAUCACAGCAGGCCCUUUUUGUAUUAGAGGUUGGAUUGCGCAACAUUUUGACGAGACACACAGAAGAGACACAUACCUCUGAUAAAUAAAGAGUUAUUAUGCUCCCGAGGGAUCUACGGCAUUACGUGCAUGUAUACAACACAAACAGGUAUCUCUCCUAAUAUCCGCAACUCACUUGUCGGACAGUGAUUAUACAGUUUGCCAGAACACAAACAUCCUUUUUCUUGGAGCAGUAGAGCAUGAAAGAGCUAGGCAAUGGAGAACGCCUGAACUUAGGUAUAAAAUUUGGGGGACGCUCAAGCUUCGUCUUUAAGAGUGAAACGCGAUUGCAUUCAAAGACCCUUGACUGUUUUUCAUGCUGGCCGCAACUGCAGCUUACGUAAGCAUAAUGUUCACCGGGAAACGCUGGCGACGAACGCUAUGCACGAAGGCAGUCUUUCUGGUAGAAACACUGCCUCUUGCGUGGGUCGAUCUCCUGUUAUUGUUUCGCACUUUUACUAUUUCAGUCUGAGAAGAGCUAACAUAAAAGUCAUGCGCUGUAGGUGUUUCGUUUUUUUUUAUUACACUUGUUUGGGGGCUGCCGUUAUCAAAAUUCCGAGGAAUAACUUUGUAAAGAAUGAAAGACAAGGUAAUAGCAACUUUGGUGGUAGAAGAGUGGUUGUGUAUGCAUGGUUAGGAAUAUGAUUCGAAGUGCCGAAGCGAAGUCCGACGCUGGACUUUCCGCGACACCAGGCCCUUGACGCUAUCGCGUUGAAAGCUCGCAAGAGAUGCUGAGCGCACACAAUAAAUCAGUGAAUUCAUUAGAGACUCGGAGAAAUUCACCGCACACUUUUUUUACUUACGUAAUUAUUGAAGGUCACUGCCAACAUGGAGUUGAGUUUGUUGCAUUGUGGAAAAUAUCUUUAUGUGAACUAAAUCUUUACAAGUUACUGUAGAGAAUAUAAACAGCUGAUUAUCUUCCUGGAAGUACAUUGGCAUUUAUUCCGCACGUAAGGCAGGCAAGCCGUUGCUAGUGCUCUUUAAAAGAAGCCUGUAAUCCCUUUUGGUAGCAUGUCCAUGUAAAGCUUUCACGCUACAAUAAUAAAAUUAUCUGCAAAAGAAAGCUAGGAUGCAGGCGACUGCACAAAACAAAUAGCAUUUGAAUUGCGAAUUUCUUGUUUUUUGACUUCUGUAGUGCGAAAACGGUAAAAUUGUGGACAACAUAGCGUGGUGUCGCAGUUUUCGCAAUAUUUUCCCAGUUAUCGGCCACAACUCAUAUACUAGCUUUCACAACCAAACAUGGUUUAUGAAACCUCAUAAGUUAGAAAUACCCUGUCGGCAACAGCUUUGCCCAGAAGGCAUCACUGAACGUACUGGCAGCAUUGUUCAUCGAUGCCCGAGCUAUUGAUGUAUUCAAUUGUAGUGCAAAUCGUUCACCCAAAUAAAUGGUGCCACCUCAA
Molecule: messenger RNA, 8083 nt
Organism: Dermacentor andersoni
Lineage: Eukaryota; Metazoa; Arthropoda; Arachnida; Ixodida; Ixodidae
Product: innexin inx2-like
Cellular component (GO): gap junction; plasma membrane
Molecular function (GO): gap junction channel activity
Source: RefSeq, a predicted model, not a curated record